AGAUUUGAAGUUUGCGCCGCCAUCUCACACAGAAAACGAGCCACUUUUCUGCUCAGAACCGCAAACAUCUUCUUCUGACCUCGACCAGUACGGAGGUAGUGGCCGUCCUUCUAUACGCCAUUCCCUCCUCACCAGGUAUUUUCGCCGUCUCCUUGUCUUCCACGCUCGCCAAUUGAGCCAUGGCGACCUCGUCACGAGCUCUUAGCAAGCUCGCGGUGCCCCAAGUGGGUGCUGUAUUGCUACAAUCUCAAACCGCACCUCGAUUGUUCCUCCAGACAUCACGCCGAACCAUUGGCGCACGACCCGUCUUCGGCAGCACACAAGGGCCUGUUUCGAGACAGUUCCGGCGCGGCAUCUCAGACGAUGCUGCCCCCGCCCCCCUGCCCAAGAAGCGGCGGUUCCGGGUAUUAAGAUGGACCUGGCGCUUGACUUAUCUCUCAGCCAUCGCCGGUAUCGCAUACAUUGGCUACGGCGUCUACCAGGACAGGCAUCCGGAACCCCAGGUUGAACCCGACCCGUCCAAGAAAACGCUCGUUAUCCUCGGAACCGGAUGGGGUUCUGUCUCGCUCCUGAAGCGCCUCGACACCGAAAACUACAACGUAAUCGUCAUCUCGCCGCGCAACUACUUCCUUUUCACGCCUCUGCUCCCGUCAUGCACCAACGGAACUAUCGAGCACCGCUCCAUCAUGGAGCCGAUCCGGACCAUUCUCCGUCAGAAGAAGGCUCGCGUCAAGUUUUACGAGGCUGAAGCCAGCUCUAUCGAUCCUGAGCGCAAGGUUGUGCGCCUCAUCGAUACCUCGGAAAUCAGGGGUGACAUUACCGAGACCGAGGUGCCAUACGAUAUGCUUGUGGUCGGCGUGGGCGCCGAGAACGCCACAUUCGGCAUCCCCGGCGUGCGCGAGCACUCGUGCUUCUUGAAGGAAAUUGGCGAUGCCCAGAAGAUCCGCAAGAGGAUUAUGGAUUGUGUCGAGACGGCCGCCUUCAAGGAUCAGUCGCCUCAGGAGAUCGACCGUCUCCUGCACAUGGUUGUGGUUGGCGGCGGCCCGACGGGCGUCGAGUUUGCCGGCGAGCUGCAGGACUUCUUUGAGGAGGACAUCAAGAAGCUGGUGCCGGACAUCAGCGACCGCUUCAAAGUGACGCUGAUCGAGGCGCUUCCCAGCGUCCUGCCCAUGUUCUCCAAGCAGCUGAUUGAGUACACCGAGAGCACCUUCAAGGAGGAGAAGAUCAACAUCCACACCAAGACAACAGUCAAGAAGGUGACCGACAAGACGGUUGAGGCCGAGGUGACGCGGCCCGACGGCACGAAGGAGACGGUCGUCUUCCCGUACGGCCUGCUCGUCUGGGCGACGGGCAACGCCGUGCGGCCCGUGGUCAAGGACCUGAUGUCACGCAUCCCGGCCCAGGCGAACUCGCGCCGUGGCCUUGCCGUGAACGAGUACCUGGUCGUGCAGGGCACGCGCGACAUCUGGGCGGUGGGCGACUGCGCCGUGGCCGGGUACGCCCCCACGGCGCAGGUGGCCAGUCAGGAGGGCACCUUCCUUGCGCGUCUGUUCAACAACAUGGCCAAGACGGAGGCGAUCGAGACCAAGAUCCGCGAGCUCAGCUCGUCGCUGAACCUGCAGCCGGGCAACUCGGCCGCCGUCUCGCGCGAGAUUGAGCAGUACGAGCGCCAGCUGCGCCGUAUGAAGGACGUCAAGCCUUUCAAGUACAGCCACCAGGGCAGUCUCGCCUACAUUGGUAGCGAGAAGGCCGUCGCCGACGUGACGUGGUUCAACGGCAACGUGGCGGCCGCCGGCAGCCUGACCUUCCUCUUCUGGCGCAGCGCCUACCUCAGCAUGUGCUUCAGCACGAGGAACCGGCUGCUGGUCAUCAACGACUGGCUCAAGGCCAAGGUGUUUGGCCGUGACCUUUCGCGGGAGUGAACCGCCGAUUAUCGGUUCGUUUCCUGAUGUUUCCGUUUAGCAUUCCGGCGGAUGACGGAGCCUGUUGCCCUUCUCCUAGUUCCUUUGUUACUCGCGGCGGAUGAUAAUGGAGUCUGGCAUUGAAAAUAAUAGACCACGGACUAGACUGGGUUUGCAGAUAGACGAGGACAUCGAUGACGAGGAAUUUCGUCUUGUUGACCCAUGCUGUAUUUUUGAGAUAUGGUUGCCUCUUUUUCUCACUUCUUGUGCAUCCAGAAGGCCAUCUUGCCCUUGCCAGUGUAAUCUAGCUGAUCGGUGGCAUUUGCGGCUCGUCUUGUACAACAAGCUUAGGCGGAUAUCCAGAUUUAUUAUUUCAGAUGUUACUACGUCCCCCAUCCCAACUUGUCAGGUCCCAUUGACAAUGCUGAAGUCG
Parathielavia appendiculata is the source of this 2334-nucleotide messenger RNA. Its product is annotated as FAD/NAD(P)-binding domain-containing protein. The record is from RefSeq and is a predicted model, not a curated record. The transcript has 2 exons. Lineage: Eukaryota; Fungi; Ascomycota; Sordariomycetes; Sordariales; Chaetomiaceae. The coding region runs from base 180 to 1922 and encodes 580 amino acids. Gene Ontology annotation, molecular function: NADH dehydrogenase activity.